Eupeodes corollae is the source of this 1119-nucleotide messenger RNA. It is a transcript of the gene Coa7, whose product is annotated as cytochrome c oxidase assembly factor 7 homolog. The transcript is spliced from 3 exons. Gene Ontology annotation, cellular component: mitochondrial intermembrane space. The record is from RefSeq and is a predicted model, not a curated record. Gene Ontology annotation, molecular function: protein binding. The coding region runs from base 117 to 884 and encodes 255 amino acids. NCBI's taxonomy places the organism in Eukaryota, Metazoa, Arthropoda, Insecta, Diptera, Syrphidae.
UUUUUAUUUCACAAAAAGACAAAACCAAAUACUGCUGCUGGCUACUGCUCUUGUUUUCGGCUGAAGCUCUUAUUUAUUUCAAAGAAAAAGAUACUAGUUCAUAAACUACUGUUAAUAUGGCCUACGAUCUUAAGACAGAAUCAGAUGUCAAAGAAUACCUCGAAAAACUAGGCAUCGAAUACCGCUUUGGGUGUUACUCUGAGAAAAAACCCGAAGUUUGUCACCUACUGGGCGAUUAUUUGGAAGGAAUUAAAAAGGAUUUUGAGAAGGCGGCUAAAGUUUAUAAAUCAACCUGUGAUGAUUAUGGUUACGCAAAGUCGUGCUAUAAAUUUGGCAACUACAGUUUCUUGGGAAAGGGCAAAAGUGGCAGCAAGGGCGAUCCAAAGUCAGCGUAUAGUUAUUACGAGAAAGGUUGCAAUCUAAACGAUUCUGAUUCUUGCCUACAUUCCGGCCUCUUAAUGGUGUCCCGUUCCAUGCCAAAAGAAGUUGAACGUAAUGUACCGAAGGGUCUUGAAUUCUUAACGAAAAGCUGUGACAUGAAUAACGCUACUGCUUGUUUCUACCUCUCCGGAAUGCACAUUUCUGGAGUCCAAAAACAGGCCGAAGAAACUUCCCCAAAAAACCAGACGAAGUCAGAGGCAGCAGGAGAAUAUAUCAUUCGGAAAGACAUGAAAAAGGCUUUUGAUUUUGCUUACAAAGCCUGCGAACUAAGGAACAUGUACGCCUGCGCCAACCUGAGUCAGAUGUAUGCGAGAGGCGAUGGCACAGACAAAAACGAACAGGAAGCAGAAAAGUACAAGAAACUAGCUAUGGAAAUGCAAGACGAACAAAAGAAACAGCAGCAGACUCUUGGUUUUCAACAAGGCAUCCAGAUGCCUCAGUAAAUGCUAAAUGUGAUGAGAUUUUAAACGGUAAACGGCCGGCUUUUUGUUUUUACAACACACAUUUCGAAGCUGUUUCGUUGCUUCUCUAAAAGCUUUUUUGUUUUCUGGAUUUUAUCAAAAUUGCAAAAUUAAGCAAAAAAGCUUACCUUAUUAUGUUUGAAAGUUAAGAUGUAGAAAGAGACGAGUUAAAUUUAUCAACAAACAGACAAAAUAUUAAAAUUGUUUAUUGUACCUA